AUGACGAAAACAACUUUUAUACCGAUGCGUACGUUUGCAGUGCUUAAUGCUGUACCUAAAGAACGACUUGGUCAGGUGCUGACUCGUGUGCUGGACAAGAUGGCGAGGAAUGAGGUCGAAGUAUUUAGUGCAAGUGAAAAGUCCCAGCUCGAGACGAUACUGAUGCUGUCGGGCGAACAAAUUGACUCGAUUAUCGAUGUUACCAUGACAAUAUAUCAUGACGCCGCCAUGUUUGGCCAUGUGGACCAAAAUUUGCUUACCUCGCAUGGCGUCGAUGAGAAUGUCGUACAUGCAAUAGAAAAGGCGUGGAGAAAGAGAGGACGCUCCGUGGCGGCACAGAUCGCCGCGUUCAAAAUGGUUUGUAGACCAGCACUACAGCUGCGUAAGACCGAAUGGCGUUUGCAUUUGGAGAUGGGGAGCAACAAACGUAGCAGGCAGUCGAAGCCAUUGGCAAUUUUACAGCUUGACCUUGUGGGUCCAAGUGCAAAUGAGAAUGAGAAGAUGGAUGUCGAGAUUUCGCACACAGAGUUGCGUUCUCUAUUUCUUCAGCUAAAUGCCAUCCAAGCGGAGCUGGAUACAUCACCGCUAUAG
Plasmopara halstedii is the source of this 591-nucleotide messenger RNA. RefSeq names its product HCaRG. The coding region runs from base 1 to 591 and encodes 196 amino acids. Lineage: Eukaryota; Oomycota; Peronosporomycetes; Peronosporales; Peronosporaceae. The transcript has 4 exons. The record is from RefSeq and is a predicted model, not a curated record.